GCUCCUUCGGAGGUGCAAGUCUGUCCGUCGACGGUAAUACCUUAAACCUCCUUAAUAACAAGAUGUGAUCCACACCUUUCCCACCGCAGAAAAACACCCCGCCAAGCAUUAGGCGGCACUUCCCAUAAAGCACCACAACAACAACCAACAACAAACUUUCUUGUUCUGCUGCAAUAAUAGAAUGAAUUGGAGAUGUUUACUCUUGCUCAUCUCUACGGCAGUGGUUGGGCUAUCGGUAGUCCAAGCAGACAGUAGUAAUGAAACGGAUACUGGCGUCGAAAACCCCUACUUUAGUGGUUGCCUCCAUCAGACUGUUACUGGCAAAAAAUAUGGUGCCAAAAAACGGGUGUGCAACAGCAAUGAUCCCGAUUGGGCACUGGGGAAGUAUUGUCAAUUACCAGAUCCACAGUUGGACUAUCUUGAAAUUCGCUUGAACACAGGAAACUGGGAUUCAUUUGUGGCUGAAACUUGGAUCCUACAAAUCAUUCUCAGUGAAAUUCUGGGAGUCCCGACAACUGUAGACAGCGGGGCUCCCAUGGAACGUAGAAGCUUGUAUGAACUAGAUGAUGUCAUUGACCAGGACGCUACUGUUGUCAGAGAUCAUACUGCAGAAUCUGCCAACCAGCCAAACUGUGAUUGCCGAUUUGCUACUGAAAAUGGUGUCCAGUGCGGUCACUACAUGGGAGAGGUAUGGAAUGAUGAUUUAGCACUCACACAGAGCCUUAUCCAUGAGAAAAAGCUUGAAUCUCCACAGAGCAUGGGGAUGUUGGGAAAGGAGUCCUGGAUGGUCACCAAGUUCACCACAGAAAUGGACCCAACACUUGGAACCUACCAUGGCUUUGUUGGCGAGAAGAAUCGAAGAAAGCUGGCAGAGACUUUCCUCAGGCCAACGACUUGGCAACAGUAUUGCGAAGAAGAGUCGCCCAACAACUGUUCUACACCUGACAAGACUGCUCAGCGCCCCCCGCACAAUGCUACAGAGCAUUCUCGAAUGUUCUUUCCAGGGGAAUACCAGGGAUACUUUCGGAACACAACACUCAAUGACUGUGAUACAUAUCCUACCAACUGUACAGGGCAUGCUGCCAAUUACCCCUGUGGAUGGACGUCAAGAAUGGAGGCAAGCAUUUAUCAUUUAGAAAUGGGCUUGGAUUGCAAUAACCCAAACGGACAGCCCAUGCCUUAUGCAUACCAACAGCUAGUAGAUAUGUGGGAGGCAGCCAAUGCCACUAAAUCAAACCUUUUGAUGAUGUGGUGGACUCCGACUCAAGAGUACAGUCAAUUUUUGGGUCAUGAUGCUGAAAUGCAAAGGAUAACUUUGAAACCAGCCACCCAAGCUUGCAUCAGGGAGCAACCCAUUGAUGAAUGUUCUCCUAAUCUCACUGAACGUGUGGGUGGAGCAGAUGGUGCUUGUGACAAUGCUGCACGUCCUUUGCAAAAGAUUUUGUCCGGGUGUCUCUAUGACGCAAUACAUGCGCCCAGUAUCCCACUAGCUCUUCAAAGUCCAGCCUAUGAAACUUUGCGACGCUUUCAAAUAACAGACACACAAAUGGACGAAAUAUUCCGAAUUUGGCAGUCAAGCAGCUCGCCAAGAAAAGCUGUAUGUGAAUGGGCAUCUACGAAUCUGGACUAUUUGCAGUCAAACAUUCCUUUAUCUUACCCACGGGUUACAAUGGAAGAACCUCAUUCAAAGUUUGGCUAUGCGUUGACUGGGAUUGGCGUGCUUACAGCUUUGCUUGUGUUAUGGGCAUCAUUCCAGGUCCACCAGAACAGGUCCAAGCCUUCCAUCAGAUUUGCCCAAACCAGUUUCUUAUGGCUUAUUCUUUCUGGGUCUUUUCUUGUUGCCGUUGGGGCUGUCCUUACUGGCUUGCCUGUGACAGAUGCUGGCUGCACAUCGCAGAUUUGGUUUAUUCACCUCGGCUACACUUUGGCCUUGGUGCCAAUGUGUAUCAAAGUUGCUGCAAUCAAUACACUGUCAAAUGCAGCCUCCAAAAUGAGACGAGUAAAGAUUCCAAGAAGUCAAUUGUUUGGUGCUGUGGCAGUUAUCAGCGCUCUUUGUGGUGUCUACCUGUUAGUCUGGAGUGUAUUGGAUCCUCCACAAAGAGAGGGGCAAUAUUCGCUCCUAUCAGAAACAAAUACAGACACGGAUUUGGUUGAGCAUGUGGUUGGUGUUGCUUUCUAUUGCAGUGGCAACUCAAACGUUUGGCAGUAUGUGGCGGUGGGUUGGAAUGCUGUACUGCUGCUAUGUGCUUCUGUCUUGGCCUUUCAGAACAGGAACACCCUGCAGGCCUUCAAUGAAUCAAGGACGCUUGCAAUACUGAUAUAUUCCAAUUUUGUCUUUGUGGUGCUGAGAUGCAUUACAUACCUGCUGUCUGGCCACUUGAAUGGGACAACACUGGAUCACAUGAGGAGCAUGAUAUACAGUCUCGAUACCGCGGCAACAGUCAUCAUCUAUUUUGUCCCCAAAUUUUGGAGGAAAACAACAGAGCGGGAUUUGUUGCAUUUGUCGUCGGAUGCAAACAGUGUUGGAAGUGGCAUCAGUCGCAUUAGUGGGCUUGGUCGCAACAUAAGUGGCCUAGAAGGAACCACCAUAGCCACAGUAGCCUCCACAAAAUUGCAUUCCCACAAUUCUCGAGCUGCUAGUAGCCCAUGGACUCCGUCUCAAGCGAACCAGGAUCAUGAAGAGCCUCAUGAAGUGAGCCACGAAUCCAAUGGAGAGGACACUGGCGAAGAGCGGAUGUCUGUGACACUCCUUUUGUGUCCCUCUUGUAAACAGAAUUGGAAACGUGAUGAUUAGUUCAUUACGGUAGGAACCGGGGGCCAAGCUUGCAUGACUCGACUCGAGCGCGAUGCAUUAGGCCGGACAGGUGGAUUUGAGGAUUGGGUGAGUAGCCUAGCUAGCGGGGACCGAGGUCAAAUCAUGCCGACGGCGCGGGACGUUUGGCGUGCACCGGACAAUGACUGUGCAGUUGGAGCGAAACGAGCCUCGAGGGGGGUCGCUACGGCGACUGUUCGUUUCGAAUCGAACCAUUCAAUCCUGCAGUGCCUUCAUACGAUUUCUGGCAGAAGCUUCAUUCUCGAAAUAGGUAAUGCUUUAUGGGGUAUCACCGAGCGUAUUGUCAUGGUCGGGUCGCUCUGCUACUUUUCUACUACCGGUACGGAUUGAUUGACCCAAGGACGACCAUCCAAGUGCCACAAGCUCGGCUCCCGUGUUGGUCCUCAGUUUGUCCCCCCUGGGAACCUGCCCCCUUUCCUUCCGGCUUCCGUAGAUAACUCCCCCUACUUUUAGUAGCCUGAACCUUUU
This is a messenger RNA of Seminavis robusta, 3301 nucleotides long. Lineage: Eukaryota; Bacillariophyta; Bacillariophyceae; Naviculales; Naviculaceae. The record is from the annotation of a GenBank genome assembly.